AUGUCAGGCUCAGAACCCUUUCCGCUGCUAAACACGGCCAACGAUCAGCUGCAUCAGCGUCGUCCUGCAGACCAAGCAGAUUCCUACGUCAGCAAUACCACAGCCACCCAAGACACCAUCAACAACGCCCGGAGGCGACGUAAGAGUAGUCUUUUGGGCGGCGAGAUCAGAGGUGACACGGGUGCUCCGGCAUUGGCUUCUAGUCGUGCCAGUCUCGAAGCCUCAGAUAACCACUCCAAUGGUCACUCCGACGGCCGCAAGCGCCUCUCAAAACGACGCCGUGCUCGUGGCCUCAUCGGCCGAGCCAAACAGACCAUGAUCAAGCAUACUUUCGUCCUCCCUGCCGUCCUCCUCGUCUUCUUCCUCGUUGGAUAUGCCAUCAACCCUACCGAGUCCAACCCUAUCCAUCACUUCAUCUUCUUGUCGUACAAGCUUCCUCAAGAUGACCCUAACGAGCCUGCGCAGUACGGAAAGGGACGCUGGGAUAUCGCCUUUGUUGGUUUCUACACAAUUGUCCUCUCCUUCACUCGUGAAUUCAUCAUGCAGGAGCUCCUGUCACCACUGGCCCGCUACUACAAUCUCACCCGUGGUAAGAAGGCCCGUUUUAUGGAGCAGGUCUACACUGCUCUCUACUUCGGCGUCCUUGGUCCCGCCGGUCUCUGGGUCAUGAGCCACACUCCUGUGUGGUACUUCAAUACCCAUGGCAUGUACGAGGGCUUCCCUCACCGAACUCAUCUUGCACCAGUCAAGUUCUACUAUCUGUUCGAGGCCGCGUACUGGGCUCAGCAGGCCAUUGUGCUUCUCCUGGGUAUGGAGAAGCCUCGCAAGGACUUCAAGGAGCUUGUUGGUCACCAUGUUGUCACCCUCGGGCUCAUUGCCCUGAGUUACCGGUUCCACUUCACCUACAUUGGUCUGGCAGUCUACGUCACCCACGAUAUCAGUGACUUCUUCCUCGCUACGUCCAAGACGCUCAACUACAUUGAUUCUCCCCUUGUCGGACCUUAUUUCGGAGUCUUCAUGGUUGCUUGGAUCUAUCUGCGUCACUUCCUCAACUUGAAGAUCAUUUGGUCCCUUCUCACCGAAUUCGAGACCGUUGGCCCCUUUGAGCUCAACUGGGAGACUCAGCAAUACAAGUGCCGUAUCGCACAGGUCAUCACCUUCGCACUCCUCUCGUCCCUUCAGGCCUUGAACUUGUUCUGGCUCUUCUGCAUUGCUCGAAUUGCUUGGCGAUUCCUCAGCCAGAACGAUCUCCAGGAUGAUCGAUCUGAGGAUGAGGACGAUGAUGUCGAGGAAGAGGAAGAGAUGCCUGCCUCUGCCCUCAAGACCAACGGCAAGGCAAAUGGCUUCGCCAACGGACAUACCAAUGGUCAUGCCAUCAGCAAGAUCCCUGAAGAUGCAAAGAACUAG
Messenger RNA from Fusarium mangiferae, 1407 nucleotides. Its product is annotated as putative longevity-assurance protein LAG1. The transcript is spliced from 2 exons. Gene Ontology annotation, molecular function: sphingosine N-acyltransferase activity. Gene Ontology annotation, biological process: ceramide biosynthetic process. The coding region runs from base 1 to 1407 and encodes 468 amino acids. Gene Ontology annotation, cellular component: membrane. The record is from RefSeq and is a predicted model, not a curated record. NCBI's taxonomy places the organism in Eukaryota, Fungi, Ascomycota, Sordariomycetes, Hypocreales, Nectriaceae.